This is a messenger RNA of Leguminivora glycinivorella, 4404 nucleotides long. Its product is annotated as polycomb protein Sfmbt-like. The record is from RefSeq and is a predicted model, not a curated record. The transcript is spliced from 11 exons. The coding region runs from base 237 to 2720 and encodes 827 amino acids. NCBI's taxonomy places the organism in Eukaryota, Metazoa, Arthropoda, Insecta, Lepidoptera, Tortricidae. Gene Ontology annotation, molecular function: zinc ion binding. Gene Ontology annotation, biological process: regulation of DNA-templated transcription. Gene Ontology annotation, cellular component: nucleus.
GGAAGAUUGCCUGCUAUUUAUUAAAAUAAUCUUUUCUUAUGUUACGUUACGCUAAUGUAAGGGUUUCGCUUAGAAGUUAUUUGAUAAUUAAAAAGCGUAUGUAGGAAUUGUAUCUAUCUUGUAUAUUAAAAUCCAGUUACGGCAUUAUCAACAGUGAUCCGGUAAUUUGAAGUCAUGACUAUUGUAUCAGUGUUUACAACUGGAGUGUUAGUUUUCCAUACGGCCGUCGAAGUAAUAUGGCUUAUUAUAAUGCCGGGAAUGAAUUAAAUGCAACUAGUGCAGCCGAUAUCGUAGACGAGGACGAAAUCGUUGAUGAUCUAUCCAUAGUUCCUUUAGAUAAAGAUAGCUUCGCAAUAUGUGAGUUAUGUGGCCGCGUAGGCCGUCGCCGACAGUUUUAUCCUCGUAACAACAAGUUUUGUUCCCUGCGAUGCCACGCAAGUAGGACAAGACGGAAGCAUUGCAGCUGGAGAUUUAAACUCAUGGAGGGUGCCGAACACAUGGCGGGGCUCAUCCCUCUGGAGCCUCUGCCUCAGCUACAGCAGUGGCAUGCUACACUUAAUGACAUUCAGGCUGGUCCAAUUAAGCAGCCAGCAGCUCAAAUAGCCAACAGCUAUGAGUGGAAAGAUGAGCUCUUUGGCUGUGACUUCCUUGCAGCGCCAGUCAGUUUGUUCAAACAUGCUCCCCUACAUGAAAUGUGGGAUAAUACCUUUGAAGGAAUGAAAGUGGAAGUCAAAAAUACAGAUUGUGAUAACUAUUCAGAGAAAAUGAAUGACUUUUUCUGGGUUGCUACAGUAUUGAAAGUCAAAGGGUACAUGGGACUUCUGCGUUAUGAAGGAUUUGGUAGUGAUGAUUCAAAAGACUUUUGGGUGAACCUAUGUUGUUCUGAAGUGCAUCCUGUUGGGUGGUGUGCAACCCGUGGCAAACCACUUAUACCUCCACGAAGCAUAGAGGAUAAAUACACGGAUUGGAAGAAAUUCUUAGUCAAGCAGUUAACCGGUGCCCGCACAUUACCAGCUAACUUCUACACCAAAUUAAAUGACAGUCUUAAGUCACGGUUCAGUAUUGGCUCCAUAAUGGAAGUUGUGGACAAAAAUAGGAUAUCACAAGUUAAGGUUGCUAGUGUAGUAGAAAUUAUAGGUAAAAGGUUACAUGUGAAAUACUAUGAUAGUUCUCCAGAAGACAAUGGUUUUUGGUGCCAUGAGGACUCUCCACUCAUCCAUCCAGUUGGCUGGGCCUUCAGGGUCGGCCAUCCAUUGGAUGCCCCUCAGAGUUACUGUCAGAGGGUUGCUACAGGGAGGUUCUUGCCAAAUGACACCACGGCAGAUAUGUUCUACAAGUACCCUACAAAUGAGCCGCCGUUAUUUGUGGAAGGGAUGAAACUGGAAGCCAUUGAUCCUUUAAAUUUGUCAGCUGUGUGUGCUGCUACGGUUAUGCAAAUUUUGAAUGAAGGAUACAUGAUGAUCCGAAUAGACUGCUACCCAGCUGAUGCGUCGGGCGCGGACUGGUUUUGUUAUCAUCAAAGAUCACCCUGCAUAUUCCCUGUGGGAUUUGCUCUAGCAAACAAUAUACCGCUGGUGCCACCUGCUGGUUAUACGGCAGAAGACUUCAGCUGGGAGGAGUACCUAUGCGCGUGCGGCGGGCGCGCCGCGACGCGCACUCUGUUCGCCGCACGCGGCCACCUCGUGUCGCACGGCUUCGUGUGUGGCAUGCGGCUCGAGUGUGCAGACCUGAUGGACCCGAGGCUCGUGUGUGUGGCUACAGUUGCGCGGGUUGUCGCUGACCUCCUUAAGGUCCACUUCGACGGCUGGGGCUCGGAGUACGACCAGUGGCUGUGGGCGCACAGCACGGACAUGUACCCGGUGGGCUGGUGCCGCGCGGUGGCGCACCGCCUCGAGGGGCCCAUGCAGCCGCCGCCGCGCCAGGCGCGCAAGCCGCCGCCCAAGAACCACCGCCGGCGGCGCCGCCACCAUCCACCAAAAGCCCAGCCACAACCGCCGAAUACGAACGAAGACAGCUCUCAAAAUUCCGACAUGGGCGACACAAAAAGCUUAUCACCGCCCACUAGCGUGACCCCCCACUCCGAGGUCUCUGCCGACGUGGAAUCAAGACACGGCGACAUGGAAUCGAGACCUGACGACAUGGAUUCGAGACCUGAUGAGUCUGAAUCGAGACCAGAAGAGUCAAGACCGGAUGGGGAGACACCUGAAGAUAUGGAGUCGAGACCGGACUCGGAGCAGAGGGCAGACGAUGGCGAGUCGAGACAGGACGAUAAGAUGGAUGUGGAAGAAGCGGCUACAGAGACCUCGCAUGAGCGGCUCAGCGAUGAGACGAAUCAAGAGUCUAUGAGCAUACCGACGGACGCGUCGCAGGACUCGAGCGUGCACACGGGCCCCGUGUCGCCCGACACGUCGAGCCAGUCCGCCAGCGACAAGCUGAUCCCGCGCCUCGUGGACGCGGGGGUGCCGCGCGACCAGCUGUCCUCCGUGGAGCCCGAGAACUGGACGCCGGCCGACGUGGCGCGCUUCCUCGCCGUCAACGACUGCCAGCCCUACACCGACAACUUCACACACGUCACCGGCUCCCUCCUCCUCCAGCUCUCCAAGGACGAGAUCAUUGAACUCCUCGAGAUGAAGGUCGGCCCCUCCCUCAAAAUAUUCGACCUCAUCCAGCAGCUCAAAUGCAAGAUUAAACAACCUCAGUGUAGACUGAACUUCAAGUGAGGCGCGGCUUCGAACCGAGGACUCGAAGGUGACGGAAAACAGUGGCCUUUUAUGCACUUCCGGGAUGCACUUACAAAUAAUUGUGUCUUUACAGUGGUGAACAUGGGACCCUAUUUGACGCGAUAUACCGACGGCAUUUGCUCGUCCGUUUCACAUUACAGAGAGGUCUAAUAGGGUUGUCGUUUAUUUUUUAUUGUCAUACGCGAUACAGUUGCAAAAUGGGAUUUGACCGGUGAGGUUUGAGACACCGUGGGCGGGCCUUCUGUAUCCCUAUUGUACGAUUUGCAGCUAAACAGUGUAGAUUCUGUGUAAUCAAAUAAGCUGUCGCAAGUUUUAUUGCAUUAUUUAUACACCGGUCGUUACUGUCAUAUUUCUUGUAGUCAUAUUCCAGAAGUUAUAGCAUAUUUAACAUUCAACAUCGAAAUAUAUUGGGUUGGAUGGUAGCUUUAAGCAUUAAAUUUGCCAGUACCGGCUGCUUUACUUUUAUACUUCUAAACCAUAUUUAUUUUAAACGUAAAUAGGUUAUUUUAACUUUUUACUUAUUUGAUAUAUAUAAGAAAGGAGAAGCAAGGAUUUACUGUUAGUCAGCUGAAAUCCGAUCGUCAUUUAGGUGUAGGUUGUCAGCCUGUCACUGUUCUUACACUCAGAAUCGGGAUAAGCUAUAAUAAAGACGCAGUAUUCCUUGAGUAUACAUUAUAAAUAUUCUGUCAGUGCUUCGUGGUAAUUUUUUGGCGCCCGAAAACUUGAAAACUUUUACAUAAUGCCUUGAGAUAAUUAUCUUCGUUAGUGCCUGUAGCGCCUACAAAAUUUAUAUUUAUCUUUCAAUUGACUAGUAUAAAAGACAUUUGAUGGUGAACGGGAAAGACUAUAUUCCGGCAUUGAAAAUCAUGGUAAAAAAAAAAACAAAAUUGAGACUUCACUCUCCUAGUACGGAGAAAUGCAUCUCCUUAGUUUAUUAAUAUGCAUGAAUAACUAGUUAUUUGGUCAGAUGAAUACAUUAUGAAUAGUGUAUUUAAAUAUGUGAUAAAUCCCAUUUUGCUUAGAAGCAAUAAUAGUUACGGUGCUUAGUGUUAUUAAUUACCUUUGCUAUUUUAGAGGUAGAUGCUUACCUCCAAGCGUGUUAGCUAUUUUAGUGGUAUCUUUAUUUGAAACAGUAUCUCAGUAAUUGUGUACUAUAGUCAUAUUUUUGUAUGUAGAAUAUGUCUGCCAUAUCAAGAUACUGCCAGUUAACGCAAGGGAUGUUGUACUAUACUUAUUUCGUGUGAGUGUGUUGAAUAUUAAAGCUGAUGUGAGAUAGGCAUACUUUAUAAAAUGUAAAAUUUAUACAAUAUUACAGGAAUGUAUUAACAAGUAUAUUUCUUCGGAAUUACCAAAUGCCUUAGAAGUUUAUACACAUACGAAAUUAUUUUUGUGUGAAACUGACAUUCGCAAAAUCAUACAAUGCACACAGUAUGACAGUAUGUAGUGCAUAAAAAAAUACUGAUUUUUAUUUAUACCAAUUUCUUUUACAUUUCAUAUUAAUACUGUUCAUUGUACUGCAUACGUUUUGUACUGGUUUUGAAAACUGCCAUCUUAAUAUAAUAUUACGAUGAUCAUUACAAUUUUCAAAAUUAGUAAAAUUUUAUUCAACAUUCAUCUCUUCUUGAUCAUCUCUUGCCAAAGUUUUAUUUAAAUCGUCACAAUC